UCUUGGUAGGUCUAGGAUGGAAUCGCUCUUAGAUGAGGUGAGCAAAGUUCUAAAAUCUUCUCAAGACCCUGAGUUGGUCCCCCAACAGGAGGGCAUUAGAAUUUAGAACCAUCAAUGAACAGCCGGACUUAAAAAUUGUGCUGUUCCUUGGGAGUUCACAUCUACAGCAUCAACAACUAACUUAUAAGUAUCUAUCACGUUGCACGUCACCAUACACUUCACCUGGCUUAUCUUGAGCUUCCACCCAUUUUGCAUCCUCUAUAAAAUUAAGAACCUCAUUUCAAACUUGAUCCAAUCCCUCAAAUCUUCAAGUGUUGAAUGAAUUCUAUUAGGUUUAGCUUUUGAUUUGAAUUCUAUGGCGACUGGAGUUUCAUCCUCUUCAAGUGUUGCAACGUAUCGUGUUGGUUGUGAUAUCCUCUCCAGCGCAAAAAAACCCAUAUCAAUAUUGCCUUACUCGUUUUCAAGACUGGUGAAUCAUAACAGGAAUAGGAAGAGCUUGAGAAAGAUAUGUUUGUUCAUGGAGAAGAGUAAAGAAGAUAGCAUUACAGUUGAAAGGAAUAAUUUUGUUGAAACUCAGAAUCAGAUUACUGUAUCACGGUUGGAAGAGAGCCGGGCAAGAAAAAAAUCAGAGAGACAGACGUACCUUGUUGCUGCAAUCAUGUCAUCUCUCGGCAUUUCUUCCAUGGCAGUUUUGGCUGUUUAUUACAGAUUUUCAUGGCAAAUGGAGGGUGGAGAGCCGCAACUUCUUGAAAUGUUCGGAACAUUUGCACUCUCCAUUGGAGCAGCUGUAGGCAUGGAGUUUUGGGCUCGGUGGGCACAUAAAGUUCUUUGGCAUGCUUCAUUAUGGCACAUGCAUGAGUCGCAUCAUCGACCAAGGGACGGCCCUUUCGAGCUGAAUGAUGUUUUUGCUAUAACCAACGCUUUGCCAGCCAUUGCUCUUCUUUCUUACGGUUUCUUCAACAAAGGCCUUGUUCCUGGACUCUGUUUUGGCGCCGGUCUAGGAAUUACAGUGUUUGGGAUGGCCUACAUGUUCGUUCAUGAUGGCCUCGUACACCGUCGAUUUCCAGUAGGGCCUAUAUCAGACGUGCCGUAUUUACGAAGAGUCGCUGCAGCUCAUCAACUUCAUCACUCGGAAAAAUUCAAUGGAUUGCCAUAUGGGUUGUUUCUGGGACCUCAAGAACUCGAAGAGGUGGGAGGCAGGGAAGAAGUAGAUAAAGAGAUUGAGAGAACGAUCAAGAGAUCUAAAACUCCAAUAUGAUUCAUUUGUAUUUUAUAUAUAUAUAUAUAUAUAGUGAGUGCUCUUAUGUGUAAAGUGUAUUUUCUUUCGAAUUUAUUUGUAUUUAUAAAAUAUUUUAUUGAAA
Molecule: messenger RNA, 1361 nt
Organism: Mangifera indica (mango)
Lineage: Eukaryota; Viridiplantae; Streptophyta; Magnoliopsida; Sapindales; Anacardiaceae
Product: beta-carotene 3-hydroxylase 1, chloroplastic-like
Exons: 7
Coding region: 356-1258 (300 amino acids)
Biological process (GO): carotene metabolic process; xanthophyll biosynthetic process
Cellular component (GO): chloroplast
Molecular function (GO): iron ion binding; beta-carotene 3-hydroxylase activity
Source: RefSeq, a predicted model, not a curated record